Messenger RNA from Drosophila teissieri, 2205 nucleotides. RefSeq names its product neprilysin-4-like. Gene Ontology annotation, biological process: protein processing. The transcript is spliced from 2 exons. Gene Ontology annotation, molecular function: metalloendopeptidase activity. Gene Ontology annotation, cellular component: plasma membrane. Lineage: Eukaryota; Metazoa; Arthropoda; Insecta; Diptera; Drosophilidae. The record is from RefSeq and is a predicted model, not a curated record.
AUGGUAAAUUUAUAUAACGCCCUUAUUUCGAUUACGGCGGGACAUGGCGGAAUGUGGCCGAUUAACCACAUAGUUUAUUCAAAUAUUUCAUUUGAAUAGAAGCACUAGGCGAUGAAAUUGCUCUGCAUUUUGAUUGCUGGCCACGUCCUAAGUGCGCUGGUCCCAGCGUCCCCCACCGACGAGGAUGCACUCAACCAGGACACGCCCUACAUCAAGGAGCUACUGCGUCAAGCCAAGGCUGCUGAGAUCGAGAGCUUUUUGGACCAGAAGGCGGAUCCGUGCACGGAUUUCUACGCAUUCUCCUGUGGCAACUACAAACGCAUCAACUCGGCUUUCAACUUGCAGAAGGACAGAACUGGAUUAUUAGACACUCUGAGGAACGGUCUCAACCGGAAGAUCCUGAAGAUGCUCAACAGAGCCACCUAUACACACGACACUUCGGUGGACAUUCAGGUGAAGCACUUCUUCAAGUCCUGCCUCCGGAUUAAGGAGCUCAACUACAAGGAAAAGCUGAGGCGGAUCAUUGCCGAAUUUGGAACAAUGCCGAUGCUCGAGGGAUCCUCCUGGCAGGAGGACGACUUCGAUUGGGUGGAGACUACUGCUCGCAUUGGCCACCGAUACGGAAUUGCGUCCAUUAUACAAGUACAAGUGAGCACGGACUUCGUCAAUAGCCAAAGAAACAGUAUCUUCGUAGGUGAGCAGAACUUCCCACUAGAAGCACGUUCCAUGUAUGUGGACAACGAAAUGGCCAUCUACCGUCAAAAUCAUCUGGCUAGAAUCAAGGUGAUUUUGGAGCGAUUCUUAGGUGUUAAGAUGAAGUUGGCAGUGAAAACGGCUAAGGAAGUGUUUGACUUCGAGGUGGACUUGGCCAAUGGACUUAAGGACAACGAAGAACCCCAGGACCCAAAAGACCAGCUCGAUCUUCUGACUGUCGCUGAAUUGCGCGAGAGAUAUGCCGCAACCUUCGACGCAGAGCAAUUGAUAUUCGUGAGCAUGGGAGAGGAGAUUUCCGAGCCGGUCUACGAAGUCAAUAGGCGUUAUCAGCAAAAUUUGGUCGAAGUGAUUAAGCGUACGCCAAAGAGCACUGUGGCCAACUAUAUAUUCUUCCGUCUGAUAUGGGAGUUUAUGCUGCAAUCAACUAAGGCUUCGGCAACGAUGCAAGAGCCCUGUGCGCACUACACCAAGAAGUACUUCGCCAAGAACCUGGACAACAUGUUCUACCGCCGAUACAAGAACGAGAAGUCCUCUAGAGAAAUUGACAGCAUGUGGCAUCGAUUGAAGUCCACCUUUAGGGAGGCCUUGCUAUCCAGUCCGGAGCUAGAUUGGAUCGAGCGAUCCACUCGAAAUACUGCCAUCGCUAAGUUGGAGGCCAUGACACUGGAGGUCAAUAGCUACUCUAAGCAGAACAUUACCGAGGACUUUGCGGACCUCAAUUUGCAAGCCACCGACUAUGUGGAUAACUUGCGUCAAGUGUUUCAGCUGCGUGCAAAGCAAAUGCGGCAACUGCUUCACCAGCCAGCGAAACCGAUUGAACCAGCAGUAAUGCUAAGCUAUAGCCCUAGCAACGACCUGUUGCAGAACGCCAUCAAGCUUCCGGUGGCCAUGCUGCAGCCCUUCUACCUUUGGUCCGAGGUCUAUCCGAGUGCAGUUAUGUUUGGAACCCUGGCCUCGCUAAUUGGUCACGAGUUAAUCCACGGCUUCGAAGAUGGAGGACGGCAGGUUGAUGACACGGGAAACUUGAGGGAUUGGUGGGAUGCGAGGUCCAGCAGCAACUUCUUGCAACGAAAUAAAUGCUUCGCCAAGCAGUACGGCCGGUAUGUGUACGAUGGAAUCCAGCUGAAGGAGUCCACCGCGCAGUCGGAGAACAUUGCCGACAAUGGGGGCACCAGGCUGGCCUACGCAGCCUACCGGAAGUGGUUCGAGUCCCAAAUGAGAAAUGGCACCAGUGUCAGUCAGUUGCUGGCCAAGGAGACCCUGCCCAACCUGCCGUACUCCGCCCACCAGCUGUUCUUCAUCAGCUUUGCGCAGAUCUGGUGCAACGAUGUGCAUCCCCUGGCGAAGGCCAUGCUGGUAUCUGUCGACGAGCACACGCCAGGAAAGUUCCGUGUCAUUGGAACCUUGUCCAACUUCAAGGAGUUCUCGAAGGAGUUCAACUGUCCAGCGGGAUCUGUCAUGAAUCCCAGCGAGAAAUGCAUGCUUUACUAG